Molecule: messenger RNA, 7282 nt
Organism: Mugil cephalus (flathead mullet)
Lineage: Eukaryota; Metazoa; Chordata; Actinopteri; Mugiliformes; Mugilidae
Product: solute carrier organic anion transporter family member 3A1-like
Exons: 10
Coding region: 479-2581 (700 amino acids)
Biological process (GO): transmembrane transport; sodium-independent organic anion transport; prostaglandin transport
Cellular component (GO): membrane
Molecular function (GO): protein binding
Source: RefSeq, a predicted model, not a curated record
GGUAACGAGUCCCUCGCUGCGAUUCGCCCUAUGGAUGGGAGGAGCUUCGACACACCGCGCACAGGACGCAGAGCUGCGGCUCCGAACCGGGCUCAGAGACCAAAACCAGUCGGCACCGGUGUUAAGAGGAGACGCGACUUCCCGGAUGUGGUGAAACAGCAUCCUGUAGUUCCACGUCGGGAGAUAGAAGCCGUCAUACAGAAAGCUUCAAACGUAUCCUACGUCGGCUAUUUAAAUGUGAUGUAGCUGAUGCACACUGACUGGACAGGCGCUGAGGACAGCUCGCGGACGGACUGCGCGUAAUGUUGAGUGGACAGCGGCGUUUCUCGCUGUAUAUUCCAACCCAGACGGCCUAUUGACACGAGAAUCGCAACUCUUCUGCAUUGCAGCUCGUCAUCAUCACAACCAGAUGCUCUCCGCCGGACCGGACCCGUUCAGUUUCAUGCCGUCCAAUCUGACCGGAGCCUGAGCCCGAAGGAUGCAGGUUAAAAACCAGAUCUGCACAGAGCAGAGCAGCACCGACGACCCGGAGCAGGAUGACAGCCAGAAGAAGACUUCGUGUUUUUCCAACAUUAAGAUAUUCCUGGUGUCGGAAUGUGCGCUCAUGUUGGCACAGGGCACCGUGGGCGCCUAUUUGGUAAGUGUUCUUACCACUCUGGAGAGACGCUUCAACCUCCAGAGUGCCGAUGUGGGCGUCAUUGCCAGCAGCUUUGAAAUUGGCAACUUGGCCCUCAUCCUGUUUGUCAGCUACUUUGGCGCUAAGGCUCACCGGCCCCGCCUGAUCGGCUGCGGUGGGAUUGUCAUGGCGCUGGGGGCGCUGCUGUCAGCGCUGCCAGAGUUCUUGACUCAUCAGUACGAGUACGAGGCCGGGGACUCGUGGCACGCUGAGGACGGCAGAGACGUCUGCUCCAACACCUCCAGGUCAGAAAACAGAGACUCUGGGUUUAAAUGUGGCAACCGAGCCAACACCAACAUGAUGUACCUUCUGCUGAUCGGGGCUCAGGUUCUGCUGGGCAUCGGGGCCACACCUGUCCAGCCUCUAGGUGUGUCCUACAUCGAUGACCAUGUCCACAGGAAGGACUCCUCACUGUAUAUAGGUAUCUUAUUUUCAACAUUAGUGUUUGGCCCAGCCUGUGGCUUCAUCUUAGGUUCUGUGUGUACCAAAGUCUACGUUGAUGCUGUCUUCAUCGACACCAGUAAGCUGGACAUCACCCCAGAUGACCCUCGCUGGAUCGGGGCGUGGUGGGGCGGCUUCCUCCUCUGCGGUGCCUUACUCUUCCUGUCGGCCCUCUUCAUGUUCGGCUUUCCCCAGGCGCUGGACGAGCAGGACAUAGAUGGUGGAGGGGAGAGUGAGCAGGCCAUGCUGCCUUCUUCCCUGACCCUGGAGUACCAGGGCUCAAAACCCAACGGAGCCAUCCACGGCUUUGACAUGAACAGUGGACUCUCAGUAUGUGAGCAUCUGAGAGUGAUUCCCAGAGUGACCAGGCACCUUCUCUCCAAUCCGGUGUUCAGCUGCAUCACGCUGGCAGCCUGCAUGGAGAUCGCUGUGGUCGCUGGCUUUGCCGCCUUCCUGGGAAAAUACCUGGAGCAGCAGUUCAACCUUACCACAUCCUCAGCCAAUCAGCUGCUAGGUAUGACCGCCAUCCCCUGCGCCUGCCUGGGGAUUUUCCUCGGGGGGCUCCUGGUUAAGAAGUUGAACCUGUCGGCUCUGGGUGCUGUCCGCAUGGCCAUGCUGGUCAACCUGGUGUCCACUGCCUGCUACGUCAGUUUUCUCUUCUUGGGCUGUGACACUGGGCCCGUUGCCGGAGUUACGGUUGCCUACAGCAACGAGACGCUACAGUCCUGGCAGCAGCCUGAGUCACCGUGCAUUAGUAACUGUAACUGUUACACGGCGUCUGUGAGCCCCGUCUGUGGUUCUAAUGGAGUGACCUACCUCUCAGCGUGCUUCGCUGGCUGCACCAAGCCUAACCUGACCAGCUGUACGUGUAUAUCCAGCACCAGCGAAGAUGCCGUGGCUUUACCAGGAAAGUGCCCCAGUCCGGGCUGUCAGCAGGCCUUCCUCACCUUCCUGUGUGUUAUCUGUGUGUGCAGCAUGAUCGGAGCCAUGGCCCAGACGCCCUCUGUCAUCAUCCUCAUCAGAACUGUAAGUCCAGAGCUCAAAUCGUACGCUCUUGGAGUUCUGUUCCUGCUACUAAGAUUGAUAGGCUUCAUCCCUCCCCCUCUGAUCUUCGGGAUGGGCAUCGACUCCACCUGUCUGUUCUGGAGCUCUGUCUGCGGCGAGAAGGGCGCCUGCUUGCUGUACGACAACGUAGCCUACAGGCAUCUGUACGUCAGCAUCGCCAUCGUCCUCAAGUCGUCAGCCUUCAUCCUGUACGCCACCACGUGGCAGUGUCUGAGAAAGAAUUACAGGAAAUACAUCAAGAACAGCGAGGGCUACCUCACGCCCACCGAAAUCUUCGCUUCCAAUGUGACUCUGGACAAUUUGGGGAAGGAGAUCACCCAGAACCCAGUCACCAGGACAAAGUUCAUAUACAACCUGGAGGACCAUGAGAUGUGUGACAACAUGGAGUCAGUUUUAUAGUGGUGUUCUGCACUGGGACUGUAGACUGGAGCUGUCAAUGUGCAAUUGACCUGCUGUGCUAUGUUUCUUUGGUGUUGCGUUCCUUUUAGAGGAGCGCUCUCAGUAAGGUUCUUAUCUUCUUGUCAUCCAAAACAUCACACAUACUAAAAGAAACGAAGCGACGAUUCCCAAAAUGUUCUAAAUCCACAUUUUCUUUUUUUUUCUUUUUUCUUCUUGUCAGCUGCACUCCCGAGCUGACAUGUUAGUAUUUUAAAUUUAUUAUUUUGGGCAUGCUUUCCUCCGGCAGAAAAGACGUAAAGCAAGAAAAAAAAAUCACAUGCAAGAGACCCUACUCCCAUCCAAAGAAUAAAAAAAUAACAGCAACAAAACCCAAAUCCAUUAAAAAAAAAAAAAAAAAAAGUGUUAAAAAUCGUCCCAUUAAUUUCAGAUUUACUGUAAGACUCAAGCUUUAUCAGACAGAUUAUGUUCCUUUUGUAUUUCUCAGGUCCAGUUAUCAGAAAAUGCAAAAAGGAUGUGGUUAAGAAAAUUAUAUUAACAAGUUUGUCGUUCGGUAUCUUGAAGUUUACAGCAAUAUUUUAACAGUAACUGACUUCCUUUUCAUUUUUUUUUGUUUUGCGUCAUGUUGCCAGAGUAGUGGUCGAUUUAACCCUGAGAAGUGGAUUAUCUCAUUUUGGAACCAAAGUCUUCAGUCUGAGCCGACGUGAAAAAAUAGGGAACACGCUCUUUCACUAUAGCUUUCAGUGUAAAUGGACGAUCUUCUUCUAGAGGGCAUUUUAAGACGGUAUUAAUAGUAGAGUGCUGUUGAGCCAAUAUGUAUUAAUUAUCCCUUUACUGUGUGAUGGAGUUUUGGUAUAAAUGCUGGACAAAAUUCUGAGACCAAUCUUUCAUGUCAGAGCCACAGAACAGUUUUUUUUUAUAUACUUUAAUUUUAGAAAAAUUACGUGCAACUACAAGAGAUCAUUUAAAUCGUAACCUUAUAUAUAUUAAUACUGAAUAUUCAUUAAUACUUGGGCAAGACGAGAUCUGAUCGAGUAACUGAACCUGCAGCAUUUUAGUUCCACGUCUACCUAUUAAACCACCGACUUGAGUGUAUCGCACUGCAAUCAUGUCGGUGUGGCUAAUAGGUACAGAAAUACAACUGACUUGAUGGUGUAGUUCUGCUCUUUGGGGACGCCCCCUGCAGCAGUGAUGCAUGGAAAAAGCAAAGCAACAUGAUAAAUAACAAGAAGGGGACGUUGCAGAUACAACUCUCCAGGGUACGUGCGUGGUGUAGCACCCAUCCUGGCUGUGGGGGUGGAGGCCUUUCUCCGAUAGCAUCACUAUCAGCCCAAAAGCUCCCGUAAUAAGUAUGCAGAGCGAGAGUGCAAAGGCAUUUAAGUAGAACACCGAUUCAACGCAAUAAGACCUAUUGAUUGUGGUGGGCUAGCUGUCAGCAGACACAGCAUAGCAUGACGCACAGUGUCCAGCCAGAAUUAGUUCAUUUAAAAAAGAAAAAAAAAGAAAAAAGAAAAAAAAGCAUGCUGGUAAUGCAUGUGUUUAAAAAUAAAAAGAUAUAUUCAGUAUGAUGUCACUAAGUUGCACCGACUCUGUGGUUUGCUGGCCAUCAGAAAGGUUAGAUACACAUUUAACUCGAAUGGCCUCCACAUCCUGUCUUUGACCAUGGAAGAGCUUUUUAAUGCAUACUGCAUUGUGAUGUUGACAUUUUUUUAAUCAAACCUCAACUGACUCAUAGUCACUCACACUGAAGUGAUGGUCUCAAAUCAGAUAUUUAUUUAUUUAUUUAUUUUUAAGUUAAGGAAUUCUAUGAGAUUCUGAGUUUUUGGCAUAUGCAGUUUAUAUAGUGUUUUUCUUUUCCUGACUUACUCUGUAAGUAUUUUCUAUUUUUUGCAUCAAAAAUGUGGGUAUUUGUCCACCCUCUCAUCAUCACUUGCGAUUUCAUUUACAAAUUAAGAGUAGUGCAACAUUUUGGGAAAUUCGCUUACUCACUUCCUGGCCUAGAGUUACACGGUAAGACUGGUACCGCGCUCACAGCUGUAGAGCCAGAGUGAAGCCUGGAGCACAGACAGUUAGCAUAGGUUAGCAUAAAGACAGCUAGUCAGGCUCUGUCCAAACAUAUGAUCCUUUCAACUCCCGGAAGUCAUGAUGAUUAUUCCAAAACUGAAACGUGACGGAUGCAAAUGGUUAUGAAGGAAACAAGUGUGACAUGUUCACAGGCAGAUAUCGUUGCAUGAUCCAGAGCAGCUGCUUCCCCUGUUAUUUGUGCGGACUGUGUCUUCAUAGUAUGCACACACAGGCCAACAAGAAAGUAAGUGUAUUUCCCAAAACGUCAAACAGUUUCUUAAAGCUACUUAACCCUUUAAAGCCUGAACGUAUCGCAUGGUGAUACAUUAACGCACGCUGUAUUUAAAUUACCGUAACUCACAGCGGUUUGCUCGAUUGAUAAAAUUCAAAGUGUGGCUAAACACGGGGAAGAUGUGCUUUUGUCUGGAAGACCUUCAUGACAUCUCAAGGGUAUAACUAACUUCCUGGGGCUCCCCGGUCUUGCAUCGCUCCCCAACCUGCAGCCAACAGCAGCGGUACAUCAAAAUUACCGUAAUGACAGCUUUUUUUCCCCCCCCAUAAAGCACAACUUGAAUUUUGUCUGUCGGUGAGUUACAGUAAUUAAAAUACCGCAAGCUUUUUUUUAUGCGCAGGCGGAUGUUCAGGUCUUAAAGGGUUAAAAUGAAUCCUUUGCAAAAUUCCCCCAGUUUGUUUUUGUUGAUGCUACCACUUGUGUUUCAGGGGUCUUUUUAUUAUUGUUAUUAUUAUUAUUAUUACUUUUCUCUUGCUAUUUAUUCAAGUUUAUGCUGCCUUGUCAUCACACAGAGUAUAUUAUAUCAAGUGGGGAAAACAAAAAGAAGUUAUGUUGGAUAUCAACCCUUCGCGGACCUACAUUCUCCACAGAGCCAUGCCAAAUCACAUCAGGCGAAUGUCUGCUUGGUGUCGCUGUGAACUGAGAGAGUAUAAAUACACUGCAGAGGUAUACAGUAACUCCUUUAAAUGAAAGAAUUUGGGGGGCACUGAUGAGGCAGUGCCUGUUUUAAAAUCUGUACGUGCAUGAUGAGAAGAUUGGCUCCGAGCAGGACAUUUCAGGACAUCUGGACCUAAUGCUGAGCUGUACAAACAAACAAACAAAAAAAACUUACCAGCUGGCCACCAUCUCCUCUUCAGCAACCCCCGACAGGUUGCGCUAUCUUAAAUAUCCGUAUCAUCCAGCGUGUCAUAGUGCCGACUCCUCUGUACAUAAUAGUGCCAUACAAGUGCCAAAAUGACACCAUAGAAGUGUUCUGUAACGUCUCAACACGCUGGAGCUCAGAGCAGAUCCUCCAGCUGUAUGUAGCCUUUCUGUGAUUUCCCUCAACUUACUUUCACCAUAUCAUACAAAAGUGUCCCAAAACAUAUUGCCUAUAAAAUAUUGUAUAUGGAUCUAGAAAAACCGUAUUCUUUAGGGUAUAAUUAUUGUAAUUAUGUAGGACUUUUCUACUAGUGAAGGUAUUGUCUAAUUUAGAUUAAUCUCUCUUUCCAUCAGUGGCAAAGCUGAUAACUGUUUGUUGCUGUGGUCCAAAAUAAAAACAAUACUUUGCUUAAAAAACAAGUGGCACCAAUGUUGAGCUUUAGCCUGACAUUGUACAGUAGAAGUAGGAGGCUGACUGUAGGUAAUCAGCCAAACUUCACUGAUAGUAGUCCCGCAACUGUGCCUGGAUGUUAACGCUCUACUCUGAGACUUUCUGACGGGAGCCUGUGUUGUGUCAUAUCAACCUGUGCACUGUAAAAUUCAACACCCACGACGACGACGAAGAAGAAGAAGAAGAAGCCAAUAUAUUCUAGGUCUGUCCAACGCGCUGACCUUGUGUUCACCUGUGGCAACAGGACUGUUUCUUUUGGCACCUAAAUGUGCUUGAGAUGUUUUUGCCUUGUGAUGAGAAAAUAACUUUAAAGCAUAAAUGUUUUUUUUUUUUAAUAUAUAUAUAUAUAUAUUAUACAUACAUCCUAUUUUUCCUCAUUAUUCUAUGUUGAUGGCCUUGCUUCAUGGAAACAGCAGAUCAACUUGUGGAGUGGACCUCUAGUGACUGGACUGUUGGCGCGUGAAGAGUUUACUGCCAAAAUAUAACACUUUUGGGAGGCGUUUCAAGAGACGUUCAGCCAACAACAAACAGAUGUCCUGUAAAUAAGACCACGAUUUGACUUUUCGUUGCUGUUAAUCGGUUCUUGCGGUCACAUUUUGUAAGCGAUGGACGUUAUGUUGGAAGGAAACUCUUCAUGUGCCGAUAGAUGCUUUUGGUUUGAGCCUUCAGGCAGCAUGUUGCCUUUGGUUUGAGUGAAACCUCGUGCUAACAACGUUAGUGUCGGUUCCUGAGUGACGCGCUUGCUCAUGUUUGUGGGCGGUAUUCAGUGUGAAGAUAAGCUCUCCCUCUGAAAAGGUAAAGGGCACGGUAAUAAGAAAAUAUCACCUAUAUAUUUUCAUAGCAUCACUGAAGAUGUCGAAAUACGCUCUGUGGCUUCCUUGGAUCUGUUUUCAUUUUUUAUUUAUUUUUUUUUUCCUUUGAUCGACAUGAAUUUAUAUUUUAAAAGCUUUAUGUUCUGUAUAUUUCUUGGAGAAGAUUACAUGAUUGUAUGUUUAUUGUAAAUACAUUAAAUAUACUAUUUUUGUUUUUAACAAGA